Molecule: messenger RNA, 1374 nt
Organism: Diatraea saccharalis (sugarcane borer)
Lineage: Eukaryota; Metazoa; Arthropoda; Insecta; Lepidoptera; Crambidae
Source: the annotation of a GenBank genome assembly
AUGAAGACUGAUAUUGUAACCAAAGAUCCUAUAGUGCCUUUGAUAAAUCUUAGUUUUUAUUUACAACCUUCUGCUGGAGUAAUAUCCGUACUAGUAGUGAUAAGUGAAUAUCGAGUAUCGGACAGAAUAAUAGAGAAUAAGAAAACGGACAGUGGUGACCCCGAGGAGAAGUCUACUCGUAGCGGAGGAAAUGUAGAACAAAUAAAACUUGACGAAAAUCAGAGUAAUUACAAUCCGCAUGCUGAUGAUCGAAGUCAAACAGUUAAUACAAAUAUAACAGCAGUAUUAACAAUUUGUCGGCAAAAACACCCCACUAAGCUAUUUGAAACAGAAAAAGCGGCAGACGAGCAGACGGAUCACCUGAUGGUAAGUGAUUACCGUCGCCCAUGGACACCUUCAACACCAGAGAGGCUACAAGCGCGCUGCCGGCCUUGGAGGGAAGGGUUGAGGGGUAGAAGGAAGGGAGUAGGGAGGGGUUGGGCCUCCGGUACCCUCACUCACACGACGAAACACAACGCAAGCUUUGCUUCACGUCGGUUUUCUGUGAGGCUAAUGCAUGACAUAGAUGCUAUGUGUCUAGGUUUGCAAAAUACAAAACAUUCAGAAUCCUCAUCACCAGUACCAACACUGUCACCACAGCAACAUGCCAUUCAAUUUAUUGUUUCACGCAAAUCAUCUUACAGUCAAUAUAAACCGAGACCUGGAACUUCGUCAUCCUCAUAUUGCGAGCCGAUCAUUCAAUACUCACCAGUAUCAACAUCGACACUACAGCCACAACAUACCAGUCAAUUUAUGCUAUCACACAAAUCAUCUCACAAUCAAUAUGCACCGAGACCUGGAAACUCGUCAUCCUCACAUUCCGAGCCGAUCAUUUAUUACUCACCAGUACCAAAUUCAAAUGUCAUGGAACCAAGACAACGUGCCAGUAGAGAGCAGUUCUCAAUCAUGAUCGAGUUCAUGGAAAGGCACGGCGAUAUCUUGAGGCCCCAUCCCGGUGUUCAAGGACGAUUAAAAAGUGACCAAAUGUGGAAGGAGGUGACCGUUUUAUUAAAUUCCGUGGGUGGUGGCGUGCAGAAAUCUGCCGAUAAAUGGAAAAAGCGACUUUACGAGUUCCUUCCCCACCAGACGCACUACGAGGAAUUUCACCUCCACCUCCAGUUCCGACAUCAUCAUCUCCGCGAAGAAUUCCGUCUCCACCAAGAAGUCCUCCAGUACAAACCCAACACCUCUCCCGGACUACUUCGACGCCUCGAUCGACUACCACUACUACUCCGCGCCGAUCAUUACCAAGGGCGCGAAGGAAUAGGGGAUUACUCCCUUCGAUCGCGCGGCAAGCGAAUUUGUAGCUAUAGAGAAGCGGCGGAUGGAGAAUGA